Molecule: messenger RNA, 3167 nt
Organism: Cyprinodon variegatus (sheepshead minnow)
Lineage: Eukaryota; Metazoa; Chordata; Actinopteri; Cyprinodontiformes; Cyprinodontidae
Gene: zdbf2
Exons: 13
Coding region: 732-2657 (641 amino acids)
Biological process (GO): epigenetic programming of gene expression; genomic imprinting
Molecular function (GO): nucleic acid binding; zinc ion binding
Source: RefSeq, a predicted model, not a curated record
AGCAGGUUAGCAUGCAACAUUAGCUGUUGAGCUCCUCUCAUACAGGCUGCAGUUCUCGCUGUGAACGCAGGUGGCAGCAGAGCUCCGCUAUGCCCCAGCAGAAGAAGCCUGGGACCGGAAACUAAACAGCAGCAGAGGGGCGCGCGGCGGGAGAACAUCAAUAACCUGCUGCCGGUCUGAGGCAGCGACCCCCCUUCAGGGACCCGGAGCGAAGGAGCAGCGGAGGUUGGAGCGGAGCGCUGCCAGGAUCCCCGCUUCCUGCUGCGGAGCUCUGAGGCUAACAGGCUAGCACUGCGGCUAACCGGAAACUGACCAAUCGGACACGUCAGCAGCUCGUGCAUCUGUUGAUAAACGGACCGGGUCAGAACCGAACCUGUCGGACAUCAGUGAACGGAAGCUUUAGUUAACUUCAUGCGGUCAGGGACUGGAAGCUAACUGGUUAGCCAGGCGGGUAACUGAGCUGGUUCCUGAUUGGUCAGCGGGUAGAUCCAGGGUUCCGGUUCUUCUGUCAGGUCAGAGCAGAACUUUGAUUCCAGAUGUAGAAAUCCUAUAAAUUCAGAUACUUUCGACUGAAACCGGAAGCUAAUGUAAACAGUGAAAGCGGAUUAAGAAGCUUCGUGUCAGCAGGCUCAUGGACCCUGGAAGCCCCGCCUCAUUACCGUUGGUUACAGCAUGGAGCCCUCUGAUUGGACAGACGCCCUGACCGCCCUGCUUCCAGGUGUGCCGUCAGGAUGCCCCGCCCCUCUGAUGAAGGUCACCAGAAGAAGGCGGAGCCUCCCAACAGGAGGUGGGCGGAGCCAGAGGCCGGUCCGUCCAGGUGUGAGCCCGGCAGGCAGGGUUACUGCGGUUACUGCAGGGUCCUCUACACCCACCUGGAGCAGCACCUGUCCAGCCUCAGACACCUGGACGCAGUCAGCACGUCCUCCAGAGGCUCCUCCCCCAGGUCCUCGUCCAGGAGCGGACUGACGCUGCUGGAGCGCUUCCUGCAGGACGUCCAGGAGCACCACCCCCAUCGCUACGGCGACGGCAGGCCGUCCCACGCUGACCUCCCCUCCGUCUCCACCCCUCUGCUGCCAAAGGUGGAGCUGGAUGAGCUCUGUUCCUCAGACAGCGACAGCUCCGCCCCCCCCUCUGACCAGCCGCCCAGGGAGGGGGAGGAGGGCAGCCAAUCAGGAGACAGAGCUCAGCAGGACAGGCUGUCCUCUCCAUCCAGGGAACCUGGCCCUCCAUGGCCCAGAGGCCCACAGGCUCCGACUCCGCCCCCUCAGGCUCAGACCCCGCCCCCUCAGACUCAGACUCCACCCCCUGUCCAUAGGAAGGCCCACAGGAAGACUAACAGGAGGAAACCCAGCGAGUCCUCGUCCUCCACCAGGCCCAGCCAGAGGCCAGGGACCUCCACGGACCUCCACAGACCAUCUCUGGGGCCCAGGUUCUCCACAGGGGCCCGGCCCCCCUCUGUGAGCUGGCAGAAGGUCCAGAUGGAGGAGGCGCGGGUCCACAGGGACCCUGUGGAGCAGACCAUCGAACAGGUGAUCCAGAUGUGCUGCUACAGCUGCAGCGCUCCUCCCCACCAGCAGGAGGACCACAGUCUUCCUCUCAGCCUUCCUGUCUCCAUGGAAACGCUGAGUGAAGACUGGGACGCUCCGGUGCAGGGAGUUUUCCAGAGGGCGGAGACACGCGGCGACACGGCCGUCCAGGUGGCUGGGACUGAGGGACGGCACCUGGGCCGUCUGAUGGACGUCCAGGUGGACCUGGAGGACCAGCUGUACUCCAGCCAGCUGGACUCGGCUCUGCUUGGCGGUGGGAUCAAGCAGGACCAGGGGUUCUGGAACAUUCCUAUAGAGGAUGUCCUCCCGGUCCCACAACAUAUCCCCAAGUCCUUCAGGGGAAAGACCUGGACCCAGAUCGAACAGGAGGACGAGGAGAGGGUGGAGAGACUGGUCCAACAGUUCAGACGUGGAAAAUUCAUCUGCUACUUUGACAGCGAGUCCCUGGCCAGGUUUGGUCGAAGCAGCAGGAGGAAGAAGGAGCUGACGGAGGCGGCAGAACCAGACUUGGACCUGCUGCCCUUGGCGGCUCGCGAUGAGGAUGACUCUGCCUGUGUGAGGAAGAGGAGGCGGGGCUUCCGACUGGCGUCCAGGUGCCAGGUGGUGAAAGUUAGUCACAGCACUCAGACUGUACGAAUGGUCAUCCCGACUGUCCAUCAGCUGUCCUCAGAGGCUCCGCCCCCAAACCUCCCUGCAGCCAAUGAGAGGACCCCAGAGACCCAGAUGUUGCAUUCUCUUCCUCCUUGCUACUCCAGCAUUGUCAGCCCUGUUCAGCCACGCACCUCUCUGAUCUACUUGCUCUGUGGCCCUCCCUGCUCCGUUCCCACGUCACCUGAAGGCUCUGCCCCCAAACGCUGCCGCAGGCGGCGCCGUCCUGUCGACCUGCAGCGCUUCAAGGAUGAGGACUCAGCGAUGCUUACUGUGGCAGCGUCUCUGCAGAUUCUGGAUCUUCAUGGCGGUCCUGCAGACGGACAGACGGGCCUCAUUCAUGGCUUCUGCUCCUCAAACAGGAAAAAACAAACCUUUGAUCUCAGAGCCUCUGGUUUCCAUUCAGUUGGAGUGGGGAAAGGAUGGGAGCGUCCUGUAGAGCUUCAGUCAGUCAGCAUCUAGAAGAGAGGAUCCCAUUGGUCCAUCCAGGGAAACCAUCUGCUCACCUUUACUGGAUCACUGAACUGUGGCUGCAGAACCAGAACCUCAGGAAGCUCAUCCUACUAGAGCAGGGGACCCACUGCUGAUCAAUGAUGAAUGAAGGAGUCACCUUUCAUCACUGCACCUGUUGCCUGGCAACCAAUCAGCAGCCAGCAGGACUGACCAAUCAUGAGCCAGGAACACUACGACCUCAGGAUCAACCAGCCUGGACCAGAACCCUCUGAAACCGGGCCGCAGGGUUCAGCAGAACCUCAGCUCAGAUUGACGGUUCUGUUAGUGAACUGGACCAGUACCAGACUGUUCAUUAGUUCUAAUCAGCUGGUUCCUGUUGGUUCUGGAACCGACUGCCUCAUACUGGUUUCCACCCUUUUCAGUGGUUCUAACUAUAGUUCUGCUGCUAUAGGCUUAGACUGCUGGAGGACAUAGGGACCCCUUUUUCAUCAUUCUGCUUCAUUCUAUCUCUAUUCUCCC